AUGAAAAGGAGGAAAACGCUCGCGGCCACAGCGAUAGUGCUCGUCCAAGCCAUUACACAACAGUGGGCGUCUCUCUGUUUGAAGAGGACUCCCCCAGUUGUGAAGAUCCUAAACGAACCUCUGUGCACCGGACAAAGCAAAGCAGUCCCCCCCUGCUUCGUAUUGGCGGCGACCCAUGGGAGGCAACGCAAGCACGCUCUAAACGAGCACAGAAGUAAAAUUAAGGAUGUAAUUAGGCAGUCGGUGAAUCUGCCCGUGCAGCUCCUGCCCACCACGUACGCCAGCUUCGACAGGCAGAAACACAUUCAGGACCUCUGGAACAGAGAGCGGGUGUACGAAAGACGCAACUUCGCCAAUGUGAAGAAGUGCCUGCGCGAUGGAAGGAAGAAGGGCAGAGAGUCUCCCCUUGGAGAGGGAGAAAACGGGUUCAGCAGAGGCGGACCGCUCACAGGGGGAGAGAAACCCCUGAUGGAGAGGAAAAAGGUCCUCACAAAUUUGAAAUGGGCAGAAGUAGUUGACAGUAUCUCCAACAAGGGGAGGCACAGAAGGGGUCAUAAUGUAAACCAAUUUGGAAAGUCCAUCGAAAAUUUAAAAAAAAAAAAAAAAAAAAAAAAAAAAAAAAAAAAGCUACUUCAUUUUUAUAGGAAGGUGCAGGAGAAGAUACGAAUCAUCCACGACGGACCACCCUAUGCGAACAAUGACAUUCACAUUGGGCAUAUACUAAACAAAAUUGUAAAAGACAUACACUUAAAAUAUAUGUUAAUGAGGAAUUACUGCGUGAUGUUGAUUCAUGGGUUUGAUACGCAUGGGCUGCCCAUCGAGUACCAGGUGAUGAACAUGCUUAAGAUUAAGAACGUUCAGGAGCUGAGUCUGCCCGACUGUCCAGCAGUGAGUGCAGCAGUGAGUGGCAACCGCUCCCGAGUUUUUACGCUCCGUCAGGGGAAGACACCAUCGGGGGGAAAAACUGGGGGGCAUUUCCCUACCAGGAGGGAGAAGCGCCCACAUCGGGUGGGCGAUGCUCGUGCCACCCUCGUGCGCGACCUGCUGCGCCGGGAGGACGUCCCCCUUGUGAGCCCCAGCCGAGCGGAGAAAAAAAUCAGGUACUUUAAAAGCCUGUGCAAGGCGUACGCCGCCCACUUCGUGAACGAGCAGUUCGUUUCCCUCGUCUCCUACGGCAUAUGGGGCCUGUGGGACUACACCUACGUCACGUUUUAUGGCCUCUAUGAGGAUAUCCAGCGGGCCGUCUUCCGGAGCCUCCUCGAGCAGAACCUCCUCUACGUGAGCAACCGACCCAUCUACCACAGCUACGCGACGCAGACGGUGCUGUCGGACAGCGAAAUUAUUUACAAAAAGAGGAUCAGCAAUUCGUUUUACUUCUUCUUCGACUUGCACAGAGUGAGUGACCGCUUCGCUUUGAAAAUGCUGGGGGCCAGUGCGGAGAGCGAGCUGGUUAGGAAUAUGCUUCAAGUGGCACAAAGCGAAGUGGAUUGCCCCGCCAGCGGACCCCCCAGUGAGGCAGCGCCGGCGAAGCUGCUGGGCCGAGCCAAGGAAAUGCUGCAGAAGAAGCUGAAGGUGCUCGUGUUCACCACCCAAAUGCACACCAUCUUUAAUAACAAGUGUUUGCUCAUUCAUGGAGAGUAUGGGUACCAAAUUGUGAAGGUGGCAUUUGAAAAGGAGGAGGAGGAUCCCCUCUUCCUCCUCAUCUGCGAAAGGUCACUGGAGACGUUCCUAAAUUAUUUAAAAAAAUAUUAUUCCAAGGAGAACCCAAUUUUGGAGGUGACAAAGGUUGUAAAAAUAAAAGGGAAGGAACUGGAGGGCUGCUCCUACGUUAACUUCGUCAACCAGGUGGAAAGUCCUUUUGUUUUUGUGUGGAAAAACGAAAUUGAUGAGUCGUUCGGCUCGGGCAUCGUGCACGUGGCCCCUGCUCACGGCUUUGCAGACUAUAACGUGUACCGCCAGAAUGAGCAGCUCCGGAAGGUGCGCCUCGGCGGGGAGCACUACCAGGGGGGGGAGCGGCAAAGGGGGGAGGAAGUGAGCGGCCUCGCGAAGGUGGGGCAAAUUGGCAAGGUUUCCCCCCUGGUAGAGGCUGGCCACGUGGGGGAAGCCCCCCCCCUGGACGAGAACGUGAUCGACGAGAACGACGACCUGAAGGAGGAGUACGCGAAGGUGGUCCGGGAGAACUGCUUGAAGAACGCGGCGCUGAUGAGGCGGGAUGCGCUGUCGGGCGGGGGAGAGCGGAGGCGGCUGCUCAUCAAGCUGCUCAAGAGCAAGCUGCUAAACAGCACUCCGCUGAAGAGCACCCCGCUGAAGAGCACUCAGCUGAACAGCACUCAGCUGAACAGCGGUUGGGGUUCGCCCCCCAAAAUCAACAUAAACCGGGAGGACGCCCACCUGCUGCUCUACUACGCCUUCCACGAGCAUCUCCUGUUUCACUUCCCCUACGAGCACCUGUAUACCUACGACUGGCGAUCCCACACGAGCGUCCAGAUCAAGUCGCUCCUCCAGAUGUACGUGGACAUCGAAAAGGUAAAACAGAACAAGUUGUUUUAUGAAAGCAUUCGGGGGAUAAACUUUGUGAGUGACCACGUGAAGGACACUUUAAUAAAAACCAUUGAGAGUCGAAAUGAGUGGUGCAUAAGCAGGCAGAAGUACUGGGGGGUGAAUAUCCCUCUGAAGGAUUUACUUAUAGGUGGGGACUGCAAGGUGAGCUUCCGCCAGCAGAUCAUGGACGUUUGGUUUGACUCCUCCGUUUCGUUUCUCUACGUUAUGCACAUGUGCAGGCACAUCCUCUUUAAUGAGUACUUUAGAAGGGUGGUCUCUCCUCGCAGGGGGAAAAAGAGCCCCGUUCCUUUGCUAGGAAGAACCACCAGCGGGGAGGACCCCCCCUUCUUUGACAUACACGAGGUGUAUGAGCAGCUGGAGAGGGGGGAGCAGCUGGAGAGGGCGAACCAAAGGGGAGUGGAAAAAGGAGACCUCCUCAACGAUGUGAUGACGAAGAGGAAGCUAUUCGACGCGGAUGAAAUGUACCGACGGUUGAUGAGGCGACUCAAAAGGCAGAAGAACCCCUUUCAGGUGGGAAGCGUUAGAGAGCUCCUCCAUCCGAAUGGAAAGCAGAAGAGGGGGGACGCCUUCCUGCUGAGGGAUAUGGGCAUACACCUGUGCUGCGAGGGGGUGGACCAGAUAAGGGGCUGGUUCCAGUCCUUUUUCUUCAUUUGCUUCUUCGUGAAUGGCGUCCUCAGGAGGGGUGCGGUGAACCAGGAAGAGGAGUCAACGGGGGGGCAAAGCGUAGCGAAAAACACACAGUCUAAUGUAGGGAAAAACGUAGGGCAAAAUGUAGCGCAAAAUGUAGGGAAAAACGUAAAGACUAACGUAGCGCAAAAUGUAGGGCAAAGCGUAGCGAAAAACACACAGCCUAAUGUAGAGACCGACGCGGGGCGCGCCCUCCCCAUCAGCAACAUCAUCGUGCACAACUACGUCGUGGAUGGGAACAACGUGAAGAUGAGCAAAAGCCUGAACAACGUGGUCUCCCCCCGCAGUUUGUUCCCCCUGAGGGGGCGCAGCAGCAGUGGCGCGGCUCCCAGGGGAGGAGCUUCCACCGAAGGGGGGACCACACCAGGGGGAAUCACAACAGGGAAAACCCUACCAAAAAAGGAAAACACCAAAGGAGACCCCCCCCCCGGGGAAAGACACUUCAACGCGGACAUCGUGCGGCUGUGGGUUUGCUCCCACAACUUCGUCCAGAGGAACGUCUCCAUAAGUCGCGAAAUUCUGGAGGACAUACACAAAAAUAUUUUCCUAAAAUUUUAUAACACAUUCAAGUUCCUUCUGAAUAAUCUGCACGAUUUGGACUUUGCUGAUGUGAAGGUAAUGGGGGAAGAAGAAGAAGACCUCCAACUGAUGGACCGUUACAUACUAUCAAAGGAGAAGAACCUAAUUAGGAGCUGCCUGGAGGCCUACGCAACCUUUCAGUUGCAGCUGCUUAUGAAGCAUGUGCUCAAUUUUGUUAAUCGCGAUUUGGCUAUAUAUCUCGACUACUGUAAGGACAGACUGUACGUGCACGAGAGGAACUCCCUGAGCAGGAGGAACUGCCAGAAGGUUCUUCACAUCUUGUUGGUCGAUUUGCUGAAGGUACUCGCCCCAGUUGUCCCCCACUUGUGUGAGGAUGUGUAUGGUCAACUGAUAUCCCUAAAGCGGAGGACUCAAACGUUGCCCUUUCAAAAAAGGAAAACACUCAAAGAGAAGUCGCUCUUCUUUUCCCAAAUGCCAACCGUUAAGAGGAGAAGAGACGUCCACCUGGAAACCCUUUUUUUGUUAAAAUAUUUUGCACAUAAACAGAUGAAUGGGCAUCUCUCUAACUCGCUGGAGGCAGUGGUUUACCUCCAUUCAGAUAGCGAAGAGGUAAUCACUCUGGUAAAGCGUUUUUUGAAAGCGCCCAACCCGCUGACUAGCUUUAACAAUCAUGAUGACCUUCGCUUUCUCUUUAACGUCUCCAACGUGAUCCUAUGUGAAGACCUAACGGAGCUGAAGAAGAGGGACCCUGCCUUCCGCACCUACACAAUUCCUCUUGUUCGUGGUGGGGAGGGGGCUCCGCAAGAGUCUGGAGAGGUGGACCUGCUGUUGCGGGGCGGCCAGACUGAGGAGGACCCCUUCCAGGCCUGGCUCCGCGCGGACGGCGCCUCCAGGCGGGCCUCCGUCAGCGUGGGCAUAGCCAAAUCCGCCGGGGCCAAGUGCGCCAGGUGCGUUUUCCCGCCUCGAGGUGGCAAUGCGAGCGGCUAA
Plasmodium vivax (malaria parasite P. vivax) is the source of this 4776-nucleotide messenger RNA. Its product is annotated as isoleucyl-tRNA synthetase, putative. Bases 1 to 4776 code for a protein of 1591 amino acids. Gene Ontology annotation, biological process: isoleucyl-tRNA aminoacylation. The transcript has 3 exons. NCBI's taxonomy places the organism in Eukaryota, Apicomplexa, Aconoidasida, Haemosporida, Plasmodiidae. The record is from RefSeq and is a predicted model, not a curated record. Gene Ontology annotation, molecular function: tRNA binding; aminoacyl-tRNA deacylase activity; ATP binding.